AUGGCUCGAAGUAGCUCUGGAAUGUCACUUUCAGACAAGUCAUUUCCUGAGUUGGAAGGCUUCAAGCCAGCAACGGCUUUUGGGGAAGAGGAAAUUGAGAAAAUGGAAAAGUUGAAUUUGCAGGACUAUUACGGUGACCUUAGCACAGACGCCGAGGAAGAGAUCGAGGUAUCAAAUAAGAACUCAUUGAAGCAGAUAAUUCAGCAAAUUGAGAACCAACCUGUCGAAUGUAAAGAUUUAUUUCCAACCAGCCAGAUGCUCGUUGUGAAGCGAUCUUUGCGUUGCAAAACUUGCGAGCACAAUCUCUCAAAACCCGAGUACAAUCCAUCGUUGGUCAAGUUUAAGAUUCAGCUCUCCGCCUACUAUCAUAUUCCCGAGUUACGAAUCCUCAAGUUGCCUUCACUUAAGAUGGGCAACACCACUCGCGUCGAACUGACCAUUACUAAUCCUACGCAGUAUCUGCUGAAUGUGACACUGCUUCCAGUGGACAUUCACCUCAACGCUACGGCUGAUCUCGUUCUGCCCAACACUGUCCUUCAACUGACACCGAAGGAUGACACUGGCGACAUUGUCGAUUUUGAUUCCUCCGCAUCCAAAUUCAAUGAUGAUCCAAAUGUCAUCUCGCUACGACAAGGAAACAAGCUGGGCAUUUACCUCUUUGUGACGCCCACCAAAGGAGAGGUUGACUGUGUGGUGGAGUUUAGAAUGAAGCACGAUUAUGUCUACACAAUACCGACGCCUUUGAAUCCGCAGCACGAAUUUGGCGAUAAGCAGCAGCCGUCGAAGGAGGUCAAAUGGAUAACGCAUUCAAUCAGAGUGAAUUUGGGCAACAUUUCCCUUUAA
Messenger RNA from Rhagoletis zephyria (snowberry fruit fly), 843 nucleotides. The record is from RefSeq and is a predicted model, not a curated record. Lineage: Eukaryota; Metazoa; Arthropoda; Insecta; Diptera; Tephritidae.